UUUGACGGACUUGACUACUUUAUUCAAUUCUUUGUAAACCAACAUCCGUUCUCGCCGGCGACGAUGAUUUCGAAACUUCCGAUCGCCGUCGUUCUAACUGUCUUUACGAUAUCCUUAUUGGUUGAAUCAAGGAGCGAUUCUAACAGUGUUUAUUCUCCAUGUGCGGAUACGUUGAUUCAGCGAGCUGAUGGUUUCACCUUCGGUAUUGCUUUUGCAUCCAGAGGCUCUUUUUUGCCAUCUUCAAACACUUCUGCUCAGCUUUCACCUUGCGAUAGACGGCUUAAUCUAUCUACUUCUAAUUCUCAGUUAGCCGUUUUUCGACCUAAGGUUGAUGAGAUCUCACUUCUUACGGUCAACACUUCCAGCUUCUCUCCGGACAAUGUUGGCGGAUACAUGGUUGCUUUUGCGGGUAGAAAAUACGCUGCAAGAUCUCUCCCUGCCUUUGUCGCAAACAGCACCUUUACUGUAACAAGCUUUACACUCGUUCUAGAAUUCCAAAAAGGAAGGCUGCAAAACUUGUACUGGAAAAGAGACGGUUGUUCAAAGUGCCCCGACAGUUCGAAAUUAGUGUGCCUGAAUAAUCAAGACUGCGCUAUUAGAACAAACAGUUGCAAGAACCACGGAGGAGAUGUAGAUUGCAGUCUUGGGAUUCAGUUAUCAUUCUCGGGAACUGACAAGCAUCUCUCGGUUUUCAAUUCUUGGUAUGAAGUGAAAAACCUUCGCCAAUACUCACUCUAUGGUUUAUAUUCGAACCUCAAGGACUCUCUCACGAGUCAGUAUAGCAAUAUCUUCUCGUGAACUAAAUAUUGAUUGCCAUGUUUUUUCUUUGUCUACUUAAAUUUUUUUAUUUGUGUUCUUUCUCAAAUUGUAAUGUUCGAAAUCGAGAAUACUGCUUCUGUCUGUAAUGUGUUUAUAUACUUGUUGAUUCUUCGGCUUUA
Messenger RNA from Impatiens glandulifera, 938 nucleotides. RefSeq lists its product as uncharacterized. Gene Ontology annotation, cellular component: cytosol; nucleus. Lineage: Eukaryota; Viridiplantae; Streptophyta; Magnoliopsida; Ericales; Balsaminaceae. The transcript has 3 exons. Gene Ontology annotation, biological process: protein histidyl modification to diphthamide; tRNA wobble uridine modification. The coding region runs from base 64 to 798 and encodes 244 amino acids. The record is from RefSeq and is a predicted model, not a curated record. Gene Ontology annotation, molecular function: metal ion binding.